This is a messenger RNA of Penicillium verhagenii, 1746 nucleotides long. Its product is annotated as acyl--CoA ligase. NCBI's taxonomy places the organism in Eukaryota, Fungi, Ascomycota, Eurotiomycetes, Eurotiales, Aspergillaceae. The coding region runs from base 1 to 1746 and encodes 581 amino acids. The transcript is spliced from 6 exons. The record is from RefSeq and is a predicted model, not a curated record. Gene Ontology annotation, molecular function: CoA-ligase activity.
AUGGUCUUCUUACCACACCCUAAAUUCGGCCAACUAGGCAUAGUGCCGGAUAGUAUUCCUAUCAGCGAGUUCAUGCUUGAUGAGAAGCAUGGGCGCGUGCCUCACGAGAGAUCCAAUGACCCAUAUACAUGCGGAAUCACCGGAAAGACGUACUCGUCGCGACAAAUAGUUGACCGUGUCGAUCACAUGGCAAGGGGUCUGGCAAAAGAGUUUGGAUGGACACCUAAUCAGGGCACGGAAUGGGAUAAGACUAUUGCAGUUUUCAGCUUGAACACGAUUGAAUCUUUGCCAUUUUUCUGGGCUACUCACAGGUUAGGCGGUCUUGUCUCGCCUGCCAAUGCGGCAUACUCGGCCGCAGAGCUUAAGCAUCAAUUAUUGGAUUCCAAUGCAAAGGCCCUGUUUACCUGUGCACCCCUCCUGUCUGUUGCGGUGGAAGGCGCCGACUUGGCUGGUCUUCCGAGGAGUAGGAUCUACCUGAUCGAUAUGCCGCUAGAGAUACUGGGCGGAGUGAAGCCUCCGACCGAGUACAAAACGAUAUCGCAGAUAGCAGAGGAAGGAAAGACGUUGCCCGCCUUGGAGCCACUGAGCUGGAGCGCAGGCGAAGGCGCUCGACGAACGGCAUUUUUGUGCUACUCGAGUGGUACUUCCGGUCUACCUAAAGGAGUAAAGAUUUCGCAUCGCAAUGUCAUAGCCAAUGUCCUACAAGCCAAAGUAUUUGAGAGCAGCUACAGGGAUGCUCGCUCACGAGCCACUGGCGUAUCUCCAUUCACAGAGGUCGGCCUUGGCCUUCUGCCCCAGAGCCACAUCUAUGCCCUCGUGGUUAUCAAUCAAGCAAGUGCCUAUCGUGGAGAUCAAACCAUCAUUCUUCCCAAGUUUGAGUUGAAGUCUUACCUAGCUUCUAUCCAAAAUUUCAAGAUCACAUCACUUUAUCUGGUCCCUCCAAUUAUCAUCAACAUGCUUCGGAGCCACGAUGUAUGUUCGAAGUAUGACUUGAGCUCAGUCACAACCCUAUUUUCCGGUGCCGCGCCUUUGGGAAUGGAAACAGCACUCGACUUCCAAAAGCUGUACCCAAAUGUUAUCAUUCGUCAAGGAUAUGGACUGACAGAAACAUGCACGGUCGUUUGCGCCACCCAUCCCGAUGAUGUGGUAUUUGGCUCCUCGGGAUGUUUAUACCCUGGUUUUGAGGCUCGCAUUAUUUCACCCGAGGGCCAGGAGAUCACAAGCUAUGACACACCUGGGGAAUUAGUAGUUCGAUCACCUAGUGUUGUGCUAGGGUACCUGAACAAUGAGAAAGCCACCAAGGAGACAUUCGAGGAUGGAUGGAUGCGCACUGGUGAUGAAGCCGUCGUUCGUGUUGGCCCAAAAGAUACUGAACAUAUCUUUAUUGUCGAUCGUAUCAAGGAGUUGAUCAAGGUCAAGGGUCUGCAAGUUGCCCCGGCUGAACUUGAAGCACAUCUUCUUACCCACCCUGCCGUUGCAGACUGUGCUGUUAUUGCUAUCCCUGAUGAUGCCGCCGGAGAAGUCCCGAAGGCUAUCGUUGUCAAGUCUCCCUCAGCUGGUCCGGAUGAGGAAGCCGCUCAGUCUAUCAAGAAGCAUAUUGAGGAUCACAAAGCUCGCCACAAAUGGCUGAAGGGUGGUGUGCGGUUCGUGGAUGCUAUCCCCAAAAGUCCGAGCGGCAAGAUCCUCCGACGAUUGCUUCGCGACCAAGAGAAGGAGGCUCGUAGGAAGGCCGGUGUCAAGCUCUAG